AUGUUCCUUACUUCUUCUAUAACGGAGUACGAUGCUGCGGACAAGAGAAUGUUUUCCUCGAUAGGUGUAAAGGAAUACUGGUUUCCUGAACUUGAUAAUCUCACGAAAAAAAGUGGCGUUGAAACUAUAAACCCACACAUGGAUAAGAUUAGCUUAUCGAGGCACUACUUUAAAAAUGGCUUAUUUAGCGUUCUUUUAGAAAAAAGUAUCUUGCUUUUUCACCUUCAAGGUCAUUGGUCCUACACAAACACAAACUCGUCUGAAGACAAGUGGGGCGAGGUGGCGCACAAGAUGUGCAAUGGGAAAAAGCAGUCGCCAAUUCCUCUCUCCUACGCAGACGCCAUCUACGAUCCCCACCUGAAGCCCAUCGGUGUCUACCAACACGGCAGCUUCGGCACCAACGAACCCUUCGUCAUGACCAACAACGGUCACACGCUUGUUGUCAACAUUGGCUCGUGUCACUACUUCUUGGACCUCCAAAACAAGCAAGACAUGAAGUUCUGUAUCACCCAGUUUCACUUCCACUGGGGCAACAAGAGUUCUGUUGGGUCGGAGCACAGCAUUGAUGGCAAAUUUUUCCCUCUGGAGAUGCACAUAGUGGCCUUCGACAAGUCAUUGUACACCACCUUCUCGGAGGCCUCCAAAGGAGUGAACGGAUUAGCUGUGCUAGGUUUAGUGUUUCAGGAGGAUAAAAACAUUCCACGCAACAAAACUUUGCUCUUCAACAUGGGUGCCUUUCUACAGAAGGUGGAAGAAGUUCAGAGUCCCGGUCAGGCAGCUAAUUUUACUCCAUUUCCAGUUGAUGCUCUGUUAGACAUUGGUGACGCCAAUUCACGCUACUUCCGAUAUGAGGGUUCGCUGACCACUCCACCGUGUACUGAGAACGUCUACUGGACGGUGGUCGCAGUCCCGGUGCCAGUUAGCCCUCAGCAGCUUGACGCAAUGCGGUUCCUUCGCUACGCCAGUGAGGAAUCCGCCUCCAAUAUGGCAAAUAACUUCAGAAAACUCAAAUCCGUCAAUCCGGAUGAUGUUGUCGUGCCACGCGUAGUUUUCCGCUCGUGGAAUGCCGCAUCUCGAAUGGCCGCAACCUCGCUAGUCGUCCUCCUUUUAGUUCCACUUUUCAUUUGA
Molecule: messenger RNA, 1128 nt
Organism: Hydatigera taeniaeformis
Lineage: Eukaryota; Metazoa; Platyhelminthes; Cestoda; Cyclophyllidea; Taeniidae
Source: the annotation of a GenBank genome assembly